GGAGGAAGAGGAAGAUACACCCAUUAAAUUAUACCAAUUAAGCAUAGUUCUCUAUUAUUAGUUUGAAGGAUGUCGAAGGAAUUGCUACAGAAGACGUUUAAGAUUAGUUCGGAUGAGAAGUGGGACCAUUCGUUCGAAAACUUAAUUCGAAAAGCCUCUAUUGGGUUUUCCAUAGGUAUCUUGCCGUCUUUAUUCCUAGGGAAGUCUACCGCCGCGCGUGGUGCCAUUAUUGCUUUGUGCAUAGGUGUUGGAUGUGGAGUAGCGUACAAUGAGGCUCACUAUCUUUUUGAUUAUGAUAUCGCAUUUGACAGGCGUAACAUUAUUCAAAUACAAUUAUCCAAUAUAAAAGACUUUCGGAGUUCGAAAUAA
Phytomonas sp. Hart1 is the source of this 369-nucleotide messenger RNA. NCBI's taxonomy places the organism in Eukaryota, Euglenozoa, Kinetoplastea, Trypanosomatida, Trypanosomatidae. The record is from the annotation of a GenBank genome assembly.